Molecule: messenger RNA, 1023 nt
Organism: Aspergillus pseudotamarii
Lineage: Eukaryota; Fungi; Ascomycota; Eurotiomycetes; Eurotiales; Aspergillaceae
Product: malate dehydrogenase
Exons: 5
Coding region: 1-1023 (340 amino acids)
Biological process (GO): tricarboxylic acid cycle; malate metabolic process
Cellular component (GO): mitochondrion; cytoplasm
Molecular function (GO): L-malate dehydrogenase (NAD+) activity
Source: RefSeq, a predicted model, not a curated record
AUGUUCGCUGCUCGCCAGUCUUUCAACCUCCUCCAGAAGCGCGCCUUCUCCGCCUCUGCCAGCCAGGCUUCCAAGGUUGCCGUCCUUGGUGCCGCUGGUGGCAUUGGCCAGCCCCUCUCCCUUCUUCUCAAGCUCAAUCCCCGUGUUUCUGAGCUUGCCCUUUAUGACAUCCGCGGUGGCCCUGGUGUUGCCGCUGAUCUGAGCCACAUCAACACCAACAGCAACGUUGCUGGCUUCGACCCUACCCCCUCUGGCCUCCGUGAUGCUCUUAAGGGCGCCGAGAUCGUUCUCAUCCCUGCUGGUGUUCCUCGCAAGCCCGGCAUGACCCGUGACGACCUCUUCAACACCAAUGCCUCCAUUGUCCGCGACCUUGCUAAGGCCGCUGCCGAGGCUUCCCCCGAGGCCAACAUCCUCGUCAUCUCCAACCCUGUAAACUCCACCGUCCCCAUCGUCUCCGAGGUCUUCAAGUCCAAGGGUGUCUACAACCCCAAGCGUCUCUUCGGUGUCACCACCCUUGACGUUGUCCGUGCCUCUCGCUUCAUCUCUCAGGUCCAGAAGACCGACCCCUCCAACGAGGCCGUCCCUGUCGUCGGUGGUCACUCCGGUGUGACCAUCGUCCCUCUUCUCUCUCAGUCCAACCACGCCAGCAUUGAGGGUGAGACCCGCGAUGCUCUUGUCAACCGCAUCCAGUUCGGUGGUGAUGAGGUUGUCAAGGCCAAGGAUGGUGCUGGCUCUGCCACCCUCUCCAUGGCCAUGGCUGGUGCUCGCAUGGCUGAGUCCCUCCUCAGGGCCGCCCAGGGUGAGAAGGGUGUCGUUGAGCCCACUUUCGUCGACAGCCCUCUCUACAAGGACCAGGGUGUUGACUUCUUCGCCUCCAAGGUUGAGCUCGGCCCCAACGGUGUUGAGAAGAUCCUCCCCGUUGGCCAGGUCAACGCCUACGAGGAGAAGCUCCUCGAGGCUUGCCUUGGCGACCUCAAGAAGAACAUCCAGAAGGGUAUUGACUUCGUCAAGGCCAACCCUUAA